Amaranthus tricolor (Joseph's coat) is the source of this 357-nucleotide messenger RNA. RefSeq lists its product as uncharacterized. Bases 1 to 357 code for a protein of 118 amino acids. The record is from RefSeq and is a predicted model, not a curated record. NCBI's taxonomy places the organism in Eukaryota, Viridiplantae, Streptophyta, Magnoliopsida, Caryophyllales, Amaranthaceae. The transcript has 2 exons.
AUGAAUAUAACAAACCUAAGUUGUGUAAGAAAUGCUUGGAAAGGCUUAAAAUCAUGUCAAGAUCAGGGCAUCAUAAAUAGCAUAAUAAGUAUAAGUAUAAGACAUCUACAUGUUAGUACCGAAAAAGGAGUUGAUCAUAAUCAACAAGAAGCACUACUAAAUGCUGAUGAUAAUCAACAAAUUGUACCAAAGCAAUGGCAUCAAACGUUUGAUGCAACAAUUUUGUCCACUGGAUUCAAGUUAAAUCAAGCCGACAAGUGUGUAUAUAGAAAAUUUGAUAACCAUGGGAAUGGAGUUAUCAUCUUUGUAUAUGUAGAUGACAUGCUCAUAUUUGAUACUGAGUUAGUGCAAGUCUAA